AUGAGCGGUUUCCUCGCUGUGGCCGGCAAGAUUGUCACGCUCCUGCUGUGGGUGCUCUUUCUGAUCCUGCAGACAGCCACCAAGGUUGUCGGGGGCCUCCUGCAGGUUGCACCGCCAGCCGAGCCACAAGAAGAGCCGCAACCAGAAGCAGCACCACGACCCAGAUCGCCGCCGGCUGCGAGGAACAGCGCCGGCGGCGGCCCCGCGGACCCAUACGAUCCGCGGUCACAGCCGUGGGACCCACCACCGCCCCCCCACACCGCUCCGGUGACGGAUGAGUAUCACUCGUCCUCGAUCUACCGGCGGCGGGUGAGCGCCCCGCAGGCUGCUGAGGAUUUGGUGGUUUCCUCCAGCAGUUACUCUCGUUCGGCCGUGGCAGCAGUGCCAGCCUCUCCGGCUCAUGCCGUCCCAGCGCCACCAGUGUCGCGGACAAUUAAGACACCGGCAGUUGCCAGUAAGCGGCCCAAGCUGGAGAGGAAGUACUCCAAGAUCGUGGACCAGUACCGCUCCUUGGAUGAGGUUAUUGAAGCAUUAGCGCAAGCUGGCCUCGAAUCUUCCAAUUUAAUCAUUGGAAUUGAUUUCACGAAAAGUAAUGAAUGGACAGGAAAGAGGUCAUUCAGUGGUGUGAGCCUGCAUCAUAUUGGUGAUGCCCCCAAUCCUUACGAGCAGGCAAUCUCCAUCAUUGGACAAACACUGUCAGCUUUUGAUGAGGAUAACUUAAUUCCGUGCUAUGGUUUUGGAGAUGCAUCUACACAUGACCAAGAUGUAUUUGCCUUCAAUCCUGACGAAAGACCAUGCUAUGGGUUUCAGGAGGCUUUGGCUCGAUAUAGACAAAUCGUUCCUCAUCUUCGUCUUUCCGGUCCUACAUCAUUUUCUCCAAUAAUUGAAAUGGCCACAACCAUUGUUGAGCAAAGCGGUGGCCAAUACCAUGUUUUAGUAAUAAUCGCCGAUGGACAAGUCACACGAAGUGUUAACACUAAAUUUGGUCAAUUAAGUACCCAAGAGCAGAUGACUGUAGAUGCUAUUGUGCAAGCCAGUGAAUUUCCUUUGUCUAUAAUUCUGGUCGGAGUUGGAGAUGGUCCUUGGGACAUGAUGAAUGAAUUUGAUGACAACAUUCCUGCUAGAUCUUUUGACAAUUUCCAGUUUGUCAACUUCACUGGAAUCAUGUCAAAAAAGAUCAGUCAAAGCAUCAAGGAGACAGAGUUUGCCCUUUCAGCACUCAUGGAAAUACCUUUGCAGUACAAAGCAACAUUACAGCUUGGAAUACUGGGGCGUCGACUUGCAAAGUCUCCAGAGCGAGUUCCACUUCCUCCUCCUUUUGCAAGUUAUAAUACCACCUCAAGAGCAGCACCAUCUUGGGAAAAUAACUUCCGAAGUGUGCCUUCUAAUCUUAGGGAGGAGGCAACUUUAGAUUCAACAAUCACACCGUCAGUUACACCCCCACCAGCUGCAGAUGCUAGAGCAUCAGAACUCCAAGUUCUGCCUCCGAGGAGUACCGUGAUUACCCUAACGAAGAACCGUAUCCGUGCAUCGAACCAUCAGUUCUGCCCAGUUUGCCUUGCCAAACCCCGGGACAUGGCAUUUGGUUGUGGUCAUCAGACUUGUUCAGGGUGUGGACCGCAGGUCGCGGAUUGCCCCAUCUGUCGAAGGCCAAUUGAUACAAGAGUAAAACUAUACUAA
Molecule: messenger RNA, 1680 nt
Organism: Triticum turgidum subsp. durum (durum wheat)
Lineage: Eukaryota; Viridiplantae; Streptophyta; Magnoliopsida; Poales; Poaceae
Source: the annotation of a GenBank genome assembly